UGUGUGAGCAGAGACCGUGUGCCGGUGAGCGGCGGGCCGAGCGGGCAGACCGUGCUGUGACCUGGGGGAGCUCCGGGCAGCGACCGUGGACGGCGGGGCGGCGCGCGCGGCCGCGGGCGCCGCCGGCGGGCCCAGCGGGGCGGCGGCGGCCGCCGGCGAGCUGUCGGCGGCGGCGGCGGCGCCCGACAUGGCGGCUUACUCGCAGUUCAGCUACCAGUACGGCGCGUCGGCCUCACAGCUGCUGAUGCCCGGCCAGCCGAGCGCGCCGAGCACGCCCGGUACGCCGAGCACGUCGUGCUGCGAGACGGGCCGGCCGGUGGCCACUGACCCGGUGACCGGUCAGGCCAUCUGCUCGUGUCAGUACGAGGCCGGCGGCGGCGGCCGGUCGGGCGCACUGUGCGGCUACCCGCGGCUGCCGGCCGGCACGGCACUACCCUACGGGCCGGCGUACUCGAGCGGCGGCGACCAGGGCGCCUACCCCGGCAUCGGAGUCGAUAGCUCCUACUUCGCCUUC
Messenger RNA from Amphibalanus amphitrite, 514 nucleotides. RefSeq names its product homeobox protein araucan-like. The annotation marks the transcript as partial. Lineage: Eukaryota; Metazoa; Arthropoda; Thecostraca; Balanomorpha; Balanidae. The transcript is spliced from 2 exons. The record is from RefSeq and is a predicted model, not a curated record.